Eupeodes corollae is the source of this 6816-nucleotide messenger RNA. RefSeq lists its product as uncharacterized. Gene Ontology annotation, molecular function: RNA binding. Gene Ontology annotation, biological process: box C/D snoRNP assembly. The transcript is spliced from 11 exons. Gene Ontology annotation, cellular component: nucleus. The coding region runs from base 1410 to 5036 and encodes 1208 amino acids. NCBI's taxonomy places the organism in Eukaryota, Metazoa, Arthropoda, Insecta, Diptera, Syrphidae. The record is from RefSeq and is a predicted model, not a curated record.
UGUGGGGAAUUCAGUCUGUUUUGGACGGUCGACUGGAUUUUCAUAUCCGCGGACGGAAAAACUUCAAAAUCUUUGAACAUAGAAAUAAAAUUGGUGUGGUAGAAAUAAGUGAAGUAAAAGAAUCAAUUUAAUUGCAUUGCGUUGCAUCUUGCAUUAUUUGAAAUAUUGUGAAUCUGUUAGGUUUUAUGUUGAAGAGAGUCUCUGUGGACUUGGAAGACCGAGGACGUCUUCUUGCUCCAUCAUCCAACAUUAAUACUUCUUAUAACUACUUUGUUGGUGCGGUGUUUGUCGUUGUAGUCGUCGUCGUUUUGCCAAUUCAAUUUGCGGGCGAAAUGGUAAUUUCCCAUCGGGGUUUUCCUUUUUGGCCAGAAGCACUCAGACAAGUUGUAUAGUCGCAGUCGUACAGUGGAGGAAGUGCAGUCACCGCGACGCGUUUUGAGUAAUCAAUCAACUGUCGCGCGGUCUUGAGCUUCAUCGUUGUCGUCGUCGUAUGGUCUUCAUCAUCAUCAUCAGUAGAAGCAGCAUUAGUAUAGGGCGCUUCUGGGAUGGAAUGAAAAUAAGAAACCGUUAUUAUAGGGUUUGUCGUUCGUUAUAGUGGGUGUGCAGUGCGUCGUGUAAUGUUUUGUGUAGUGCAUCAAUGAAGUGAUUGUAAUCGAAAAGAAGCACACAAAAAAAAUCAAAUAAAUUGGAAUUUAAGUCUUGAAACGAGCGCGCAUCAAGGCUGACAGGGGGGUUUGAGUUGGGUUUGGAAAGUAAUUUUCUCGUAAAAUAGUUGUCGUUCUGGGAGGAUAAAUACCCUACAUAAAUGCAAAUGCAGUUCUUUCCGCCCCAUCGCGGGGAUUGUUACAUCCCAAGUGGUGGUGCAACCCAUUAAAAUGGGCCAAGGGAUUUACAAUCAUGGAGUGUCACGAAAAAGAGUGUAAUAGCCUGGUUCCCCAUUAAGGGGCAGCGCGUGAUUUAAAUCGAUUCUAUACGCGUUCCGCAUUCAGGACAUGGAUAGGCAUAGGGAUACGAAAACUCUUCAUGGAUUCUGCAUACCUAUGUGCUUGUUGUGCACUCACCGGAGCAAAGAAAAAAGAGAUUUCUUUCCCAACAAUAAAUAAAUCCGUCCCAUAAUAAGAACUAAUAGACUACAGGAAUCUCUACAUAAAUUUACAAAUCAAAUAAAUCUCAACAAAAAGUUUAAUUUAUUAAAUUAAAUAAGAAAACAAAGAAAAAAAACAUUUUUUACAAAACAAAAUUGUGCAAUUCAUAACUUAUAAGAAAAAAAAUAAGUGCAAUAAAAUAAAUAAUAAGAAAACUUAUUUAAAAAGAAAAUAAAAACAACAAAAGACUGCUUUAAAAAACAUUACACAAAAUAAAAUACAAAAAAGAAAAGAAAAUUCCAUUUCUUCGUACUUUGACUAAUAAUGUUCGGUUCCAAAAUUCGAUCAUGGAUGGAAAAUCAUAUUGUUCGUCCCCGAAAAAAAGGAAACAAAAAUAAAAACUCGAAUGGAACAUCGACUGCAUCCAGUAAUCUAACACAAAAUGGACAUGGACACAAAGGAGCAACUGGAUUUACGAUAUAUCAUGGAGAUGGUACAACCACGACAGCGUCAAUCACAGCUACCGCACCGAAUGGCAGUAUAUCAAGUCCAGCACGGCGUAGAGAGGUCUCACCGAUACAGAAUCACACCACAAGCCGCUUUGGAUGGCAGUCGCCAAGUGAAGAAUCAUCAACAAUGUCACCAAAAUCUGAUAAUUUUCUCUAUGUCCAACAUUCAAGUGUGAAGGCUCAAACACUAUCUGCAACACCAUCAUCCAAAGGAUCACAGCAUCAAAGAAAUUGCAUUGGUGGUGGCAUCAGUAACGGUGGAGUUAGCAGUGGCAGUUGCAACGCCAUCAUAACCGACCACACUGGCAAAGAAUUUCACCAUCAUCAGAAUCAAAAUCAGCAUCAGAAUCAGCAACAGUACCAGCAACAACAACAACCACAAGGAAAACGGACAAAAACUCUUUCACCCAGUAGCAUGUUCCGACGAAAGUCCGCAGGGAAUGCGGCCUCCGCGACGAAUGCCAAGCAUCCUUCGUCACAAAUCCAUCCGGUUGCGGGGGUGGAGAAAUCAAAGCAGAAAUACCUCAAGGGCGGUUGCUCCAAUAGUCACUAUGAAGAAAUCCAGAACAAUAAUAACCAGCAACAGCAUCAGCAGCAGCAACAGCAACAGCAGCAGAGCCAUCGAAAGGAGUACAUUCUAGAGCAAAAGGAUCUAACGAGCUACCACAAUGGCGAUGCGAAGAAUGAGUCCACAACUCCACGUUAUGGCAAAUUGCUACCAUCGAAGAUGGCCGGAGAUGGCUACAACUCAUCACAGCAUCAGCAGCAACAGCAACAGCAGUUUGGCUCGUACGAUAGUUUGAAUGCGAAUAUAGCAUACGCAGCAGUUAAUGGGGACGAGAGGGUUCCGAGUAACAAUAAUAACGGCGGCGCCGGUGGUCAUGUCAAUGGUGGCUAUCCAUCGGGGGCGGUUUCUAAUGUGGUGCUACGCAAUGGCUACGAGGCAAAUCGUCAGAUGUUAAGGUCAAGUCGUUACAACGGAACAGGACCUGGAGGUGUUGGAGGACCAGGAACAGGAGCAGUUGCUGUAGCAGCAUCAGCAAUAGCCGGAGGAGUAGGACCAUCGAAUGGGAUACUGUCAAAUGGUCCAGUGAACCAUCAUCCAAUGGGUCACAUAAUGAAUAGUUUGUCGUCGCCAGAGAGUGCUUACUCGACCGGAUAUUCCACAGAUGGCACUUCACCAGGUGCUACCUACACACCACCGGAGUACUACAUCAAUAUGCGUACCGGAACUCAUUAUUUUCCAAAGAGUGUCAACACUCUGGCCAUCGAAGCACAACGCUAUAAAUUUGGCUUGAAUAAAAUAGAAGAGAUGUCACCACAGGAUCCUUUGCCAAACAAUAACAACAAUAACAAUCACCGCCGAACUGAAUCCUUUGACUCAGGACAAAGUAAAAUUCCUGGCUUUGGUAUCCCAGAUCCAGAAUUCUUUCAAAACCAAGCAAAGCUAUUCGAACAACAAAACAAUCAACAGAAUAAUCACCAGCUACAGCAACAACAACAAAACCAACAACAACAACAUCAACAGCAAAUAAAUGUUGGAAGUCAUAGUCCACUGCCAUUGCGGAACACCAUAGUCAUUCCGACACUCAAGGGUUUUGAAUCACCAUCACCCCGGCAGCGUUGCCGCAUCCGAACGAAUCCUUGGUACUCGACAACAGACACAUCCUCCUCAGGCACAACCAUUGCCACAACCCAGGCAUUCCUUGCGGCAAAGAAAAUGGAACUAGAUGCCAGCUCCUCAUCGUCGGGCAUAAAAUCAAGUAGCGAAGCGGGCGCAAGUGAUAAAAAUGAGAAGAACGAGAAGACAUCUGAUGAGUCGACGUCAGAGACGUCAAGUUCCUCAACCGAAGUGGAGAAUCUGCAAAGGACUUAUUCGCCAAAUACCAUUCGACGGAAGAAGCAGCUCGGGGAGUUGCUGUUGACGUCGUCGUGUCGUUCCGAGAUGCACUCCUUGCAUCAGCAGGGCUCACAUCAUCAUAUCGAUAGUGACGAGGAUGCAACGCUGAACGAAAUGAUGGGCAAGUUCGACGAGAGCUAUGUAUAUGAGAAAGAGACUGAUAUUUUAAGUAGUGACUCUGAUCCUACUGAUUGUGCCUCCGACCUGGAUACAGGACAAGAUGCCGGUGAUGAGUGUGACACUGAUGAUAUGCUGGAUAUUGAGUUUAUUGACACAGCGUUGGUGGGACAGGAAGCAGCGAUGGUUAAGACCUAUCAGCUUCCUAGACGAGCUUCCCGGCAACGUCAUAUGAAGACAUAUCCAGGUGAAGAUGCCUCGAAGCGCAAGAAGAAACUCAUGAAGACUCGAAAGAAAAGCACAGAGAGCAAGGGACGUGGUUCGCCUAUGAAGAAUUCUAGGGAGUCAAGGAGUUUGGGUGGAACACCUGUUUGCUUGAGGCGUAAUCAAUCAGCUGACAACAAAAGGUCAUUGAAGGCUCAAACCCUGUCUACACGUUGCAGUUCAUUGACUUUUACCGAAGUCCAUGCUAUUCGGAGUAAAUUUAUAGCAAUUGGUGACAGUGAGAAGGCUCUUCUAAGGGCUGAUCUAGAGGCCGAUGUCAAGUAUCGCCAGUUGAUUCAUGAAGCUGAAACCAUUCUGGUGUCCAUGAAGACAAGUGCUCUAAGCAUCCCUAGAGAAACACCAGUUGCAAGUCCCCGAAGAGUUUGCAACCCUCUGGCCAAUAAACGAGUUGAAAUGCUAAAACAAUGUGAAGCCGAUAUCAAACGUGAACUCCUCAAACAACAACAGAAAUCUCUAGACGCCGAAAAUAACAUCUCAAUUGACAAUGGCGCCCUCAACAAACGCCUCGAGUCGCUUAAAUACGAAACCAAUUCGGCUCCGAACAGUCCCAAAUCGAGUCGUUUCAGUCCGCGGAAGACUCACAUUACCAAUUUCAUAAACCAGAAUGCUCCACCAGAGGUCCCACCGCGAAGAAGUAGCAUUCCCGAGCCUCCACCACGUUCUCCACAAUUGCAGGUGAAUGGUCAAUCGAUAAAGGGACGGUCAGCAUCGCCGCUAUCUCAUCGCCGCCGAUUCCGCAGUCAAUCGCCAAAGAAACAACAACCAAUAUGCUCGGAUUCCGAUUCAGAUGAUAAUUCGAAUUCAUCGAUGAAACAGCAAAAUCUCAGCCGAAGAUCUCGAAGUCUUCGGAGCAAUACUCAGGAUGAAGAUGAUAGAAACAAUCGAAAUUGUCUACCGGAAAUUCAAAAGAUCACAAUUUACAAUGAAUCGGACUAUACGAAUAGGAAUGUUAAGCCGGCUUUGAUGUCAUUCAAGUCAUUUGGUGGGACAGCAACAACCAUUAGUAUGAGCAGUUAUUGUCCACAAAGUGAGCCAUUGAAGAGAAAAGUCUAUCGGGGAAGUUCGUCAUUUGAAAGAAUUAAAAAGAGCCUCGAUUUGGAUUCGGGUAAGUUUAUGUGUAUCUAUAAUGUGAGCAAAUAGAUGAAACUUUUGACUCCUUCUGCUGUCAUUUUGACGUUUGAAUGCGAAUUAUUUCAAUGUUCCAUCGUUUUAUUUUGCUCCUACUCAUUUACACUUUUUUCUUUUUACCCAAAAACUUUGUGCGAUGCUAAAUAAGAAGACGUCAAAAUAAGUAGCCUAAAAUGUGUUCAAUGUAAACAGCGUUCAGUGAAAAAUAGAUGAAAGUUUGCUGUCAUUUUGACAUUUAAAGUCGAAUCGUUUGAAUAUGCCAUCAUUUUAUUUGGCUCUCACUCAUUUACAAGAAAAUGAAUUAAAUAUCUCACUUUUUUUCUUUUAACCACAAACUGGAAGCGAGGCUUAAUAAGUAGACGUCAAAAUAAGUGGUCUAAAAAGCAUUCAGUUUUAAAUAGAUGUCAUUUUUUACAUCUGCUUUCAUUUUAACAUUUAGGAAUACCAUAAAGUUAAGAUCAUGUUUAAUUAUUUGUGCAAAAACAAAACGAAAUAAAAUCUAAGGACUUUUGCCAUUCCUAAAAAAUGAUGUCAAAAAUGACAGUUGUCAUCGUGUCAACAGAAAUAAAUGAAUAAUUAAGAACGAAUUUUCUUAUUUAAACUCUCAAAACACGAGAUUAAAUAAAAACACAUUUUUUGACAAAUAUUACAUUGCUAAAAAUGUUGGUUUUAAUGAUUCUAGAUUCAAGCUUUUGAAAAACGAACGAAAGUAACGAACUGUCACUUUUACGUUAUAAUAAACUUCUGUUUUAUAUUGUCAUUCGUUACACUGCUUCAUUACUCGUUAACCCAGUGAAUAUGAAGUCUAGUACAGUCAAAAUGUCAGAAAAGAGUCUUACACAUAUUUUGCCUGAUUGGUUAAAUAUUUUUUGGGAAAAAACUAAUGCAAUUAUUAACUACUAGUAACUAAUUUUAAAUUUUAGCAUUACAUAGUGAGAAAAUUUUUUUUCUAAAAAUUGAAACUGUAUAUAAGUUUUUCUUGACUGAAUUCAUAUUUUUAAAAAAGUCAAAAAAAAUAAUACAGCUACCACACUGGACAAAGCUUUCGUCAAAUAAAAUGUAUUCGUUAAAAAGCUCUUUCUAAUCCAAUUUUUAAACCUUAUUUACAGAAAUACCGAUACCGAAACAAGCUAUUCUAGACAAAAUAAACAACAUGCGUCGUGAACGUCAAAGCUCGUUAUCCAUUAAAAGCUCCAGCCAAGACAUGAACCAAUGUUUAAACGAUGAACAACAAUUAGAAGACGAUGAACCAACAAGUGUUUCGUCAAAUCUCAGCACUAAACAACAAUUAAUACUAAAUACCAUCGAAGAUCUAAAACGUAGUCUCGAAUACCAAAGUGUUGAGUUAAAUGGUCUCAACGAAGACGAAUAAAAUAAAAUAAAUUAAAAACUGUUCAUUCUAUUUUGUAUUUUUAAAAACAGUUUAAUGAAAAAAAAAAAAGAAAAUAAGUAAUGAAAAUGAACACUAACAACAUCAUCCAAAGAAUUAUACAUUAAUUAUAUAUAUUCUACUAUAUACAUUAUAAAUACUGUGCAAUAUUAAGUGAAACUAUUUUAAGUAUAAACAACUAAAAAUACAAGUAUCGAUCUUCCCAACUUAAAACUAAAAUGAAACAUAACUGCCCAAAAUCCCCUUUUACACUUUACAUUAACAAAAAAAAAGAAAAACAAAGCAAAACACUACUUAACACUUUCAAUAUUUAAACUACUAUGUAUUUAACUUUUAUCAUUCCAUAUGGAGUUUAAAUACUAAUUACGUUCUUAAUUCUGAUCGACAACACUGUUUUUUUUU